AUGUGGAUACGUGAGAGCACAGCACAAAUGGUAAGAGGCGGCGUUUACCAAUACACAGAUCCCACUGUUCCAAAGAACGUACGGCUUGAAGCAAUCAACCCUUACACUGUGCAACUGAGGUGGAAUCCGCCACUCCAACCUUACGGCAGUGUUGUCGGCUACAUUAUAAAUUGGUAUCUUGACAAUGGGGAGCAGAGAGAGCUUAAUCUACUCCCGACUGCUACAAGUUACGUGAUUGCAGGUUUGAGACCAGGGCAAACCAUUUCUGCCCAUGUUAGAGUGGUGACACAAAGGGGCCUUGUCUUGAAGCACAAAUACACCAGCGACACCAGUAAGGUGACAGAAGGCGGAGGAAAGGAAGAAGUGAAGUACGUUGUUACCGAAGGAUCCGCAUUACUACUUGCACUCACGGAGAGGACUACAUCUGUCGACAAUUCCAAGAUUAGAGAUGAGAACAGGGUUGCCCUCACUACUGCUACCCUCGAAAUAAAUGAACUCUUCUCUAAUCAAGGAAUCACAGCCAAUUUGGAAGAGGAAAAGGAUGCGAAAGAAGAGGAGGACCAGGGACAGGGGUCGGAAGGUGAGGAGAAUAUUAUGGGUGGGUUGAUAAAAAUGUUUGAGGCUACAACUGGCAGAAGUUCAGCUCAAAUUUUAACAGACGAUCCCAGAAGUAAGACCACGCGCGAACCCACGGGAGCCAAAACAAAGACAACUAAAUUUAAUGGUGUGAUAAUCACUGAGAAGGAGAAAGAAGUGUCUGCUACCGUAGAGGGCUCCUCGACCACUCCUGCCAUCACAACGGUGGGCAUGUCGAACCACACUUCUGCAGAGGAAGAGGAGCAGAGGUUAAAGAGGACUACCACAGUCGUCCAUGGCAAGGCGUCUAUCACAAUCUCUCUAUUAACUACGUUAAGAGGUCUCUUCGUCACUCCUAUAUCCAUCGCAACUGCCACGCUCACCUCUAAAGCCUUGCCUGCUGCGAUCGCGCUCACUUUGAUUUUGCUGCUGCUGUCGUCCACCUUACUGUGA
Molecule: messenger RNA, 1029 nt
Organism: Hydatigera taeniaeformis
Lineage: Eukaryota; Metazoa; Platyhelminthes; Cestoda; Cyclophyllidea; Taeniidae
Source: the annotation of a GenBank genome assembly